Messenger RNA from Electrophorus electricus (electric eel), 3366 nucleotides. It is a transcript of the gene mkks, whose product is annotated as MKKS centrosomal shuttling protein. Gene Ontology annotation, biological process: protein folding; intracellular transport; cilium assembly. The record is from RefSeq and is a predicted model, not a curated record. Gene Ontology annotation, cellular component: cytoplasm; kinociliary basal body; nucleus. Lineage: Eukaryota; Metazoa; Chordata; Actinopteri; Gymnotiformes; Gymnotidae. Gene Ontology annotation, molecular function: ATP binding.
AGAACAGAGGAAUAAAACAUAAUGAAAAGCGUUAUUACUAAAUAUUUGCUGUUUGGUUUUAGGCGUUAUUCGUGGGCUUCAAUUUGUUUGUAGAAGCCCACAUAUACUGUUAUAUGUGCAGGACUCUACUUCGAGGCCCUUUUGAACAGCACCUGUUUACCUGUGUUUACUCUCAAGUCGAGCACUUUGUUAAUUUUUUUUCGUUUUUUGUUAAUGUAUGUUUGGAAUUAUUUGAUUAGAUCAUUAGUUAAAAUUACGCCGAAUGAUAGAUCGCCUACCAGAAGGUAUUUCUGAGAUAGAUAACGGUUAGUUGCUUUGCUGUCAUUCGGAUUAUCAUAACUAGCUAGCUGGCUCUAUCUAGGCUACAACACGUUUAGUUAAUUCCAUUCCUGCUUUGAGUAACUGCGAAUUAUUUGACAGUAACCUGGUUCAUGCAUUAUAGUGGCUUUCUAUGCAAGUACUAGCUAAUAGUACUAGCUACUAGUUAGUUAGCUUUGUGAAAGCAUGUCUCGUGUAUGCAAGAAAAAUCCGUCUCUGUGCACGGAUGAACCACUUGCUCAUGCAGAGGUAUGGCAAAGGUUAACGUUACUGCGGCAUAUACUUUCGUCUUGCUAUGGCCCAUUUGGCAGAUUGAAGCAAAUUCACAACAACGUCGGUGGAAGCGUUCUGACUACUUCUACAUCAUCGGUACUUCUCAAAGCAAUUACCUUCUCUGAGCCACUGGUUAAACUGAUAGCAACAUCUAUUGUUAACCAUACAACGCGAUUCAGCGACUGUGGUUUGUUCGCAGGUAUCUUUAGUAUUGCCCUCAUUGAAAAUGCCAAUAGACUGGGCCUUGCAGCUGGUAUAGGAAGCCAAAUGUAUAAGUACUUAUUAAAAGAAUGUAAUAGGUACCUCAGUUCAGAUGGUUGUGGUUGUAAGGUUAAGGUGGAUUUCAGCAGCAUUCAUUCACUUUUGACUUUAGCCUACAGUGUGAUUACUAGCAAACAAGCUUGUAUGCUAACCCCUUGUGAGGCUCAAUACAUUACUUCUCUGACUGUACAAGCUUUCCUUCACAGUGUUCCUUGUGAUUCAUCAAGCAGAACUUGUUUUGGCAGGACAGUAACCAUACUCUUGGAAGGUCAGCCAGUCAGCAACUCUACAGUGUUCCCAGGACUGUUAGUUGAAGUGCAUGAGCUACACUUCACAGACCUAAAGAAGCUGGGUCCUGCUCCCUAUAAAAUUGUGUUAUUUAGCACAUCUCUGUCAGGUGAUCUUUCUGAAAUUGGGGACAUGGCAUUAGAGAUCCACACAGGAGUAAAUCCAGAGGGGGCGCUUUUGGAUCAGCUUCUGAAACUUGGAAAGCAGGUGGUUAGGGAUGGUGUGGGCUUGUUUGCAUGUCAGAAAGUGAUUCAUCCAGUCCUCCAACACUACUUGGAAGAACAUGGGCUGGUGGUAAUCGAGAGGCUUGGAGUUUCUCUCAUGGAGCCAGUUGCCCAAAUCACAGGUGCUCUGAUUGUAGCGUCUCCUUAUUCUCCGGUCUCAGCCCAUGUGUAUGGACGGGUUGGAGGACUCAGUCUCCACCGCCAUGGACCUAAGGAGCUGCUCCAACUCCUUCCUUUCAAGGACCCAGCUGUGAGCACCAUGGUGCUCUGCCACAGGAAUGAAACGAUGAUAGCUGAGUUGAAGGAGGCAUGUCGGAGGGCAGAGCAUGUUUUGAGACUGACCCUUAAAGAGCCAUAUGCCUUAUUAGGAGGAGGCUGCACAGAGACACUGCUGUCUGCCUACAUUAGAGAUAUGAGUGAAUCAAAGGCCACUGAAGCAGCUCAAGCUAUAAAUUGUUCUCCUUCAGAGUUUCGCCUUGGAACAGAGGCAUUCUGCUGCUCUCUGCAGUCCGUGGCUCUGUCUCUAGAAGGCAAUGGCCAGCAAUGCCUCAUAGACCUUACUCACGGUCAUUGCUGGGUUACAGCAGUGGACACGGACUCCGAGACUUGUAGUUGUGGUCUGUCAAAGAACAGGCCAGGUCUGGAGAAAGCCUUGCUAAACACGGGGUCCCACUCCUUCUUCCCGGCAGCCAUCAACAAAUUUGACCAUCAGCCAAAACUGCUGGACUCAUUUACUGCCAAGCUCAGUGCUUUGAAUAUGGCCGUAGAGAUGGCCAGUCUUGUGCUAGAUGUGAAAUAUAUUGUCAAGGAUGUGAAUUGAGUAAUUUUCCUUUAAACUGCACAGCACAAUUUAAAGAUUUUAUGAAACAUGGGUAAAUGCCGGGGUAGCGUUGUAUCAUUAAGUUUCCGUGCCUGAACAUUAGGUGGCAACAUUAGCUUUUGAGGAAGAAUGACUAUGCCCCUGGCCACUUUGGGGACACAUUUAAUGAUACAGGAAAAAUGGUGCUUUAGAAAAUGUAAUCUACAAUCAAUCCAGCACUGAAAAUGCUUACUUAUGCUGCUACAAACAAACCAGAAACACAUUGCUGAAAUCAAUCUGUGAAACUAUAGCACAGCUGAACUUGACGCUUCUGUUUAUAUAAAUAUGAUAAAGUUUUAUUACAAUGGUGUUAAGUAGGUAUUUUAAUAGUAUUAUUGUUUCAUAUAUUCAUUAUUUAUUUUAAUGCAGGCAUGGCAUUUCCAAUUGGCUUAUCUCCCAAGUCUUGCAUAAAGAAGAAAAAUUGCCCACUGUUUACAACUAUUCCUGACUGAGUACCUAUGUUUUUUGUUUGUUGUUGUUGUUUUAAAAAACACUUUAUUUAACACAUGUUUCAUUAGUGUCAUGUUCAAGCUUCAUUCUAGGAUAAGAUUAAUGUAUUAUAAUUAAAGUCUUGGUUUUGUACUAAUGAACAAAGAACACUGUUGUCUGAUAUUUUUAUCUGAUAUUUUCCCCAAAUUAGUUUUAUUACAACAUUGACAAUAACAACUAUGAUAGUAAUAAUAAAAUAUUUAUUUUAUUAGUAGCUUACUUAUUAGUAGCUUACUGAUUUGUUCAUAAAUUAUACUUAUAAACUUAUAAUUUAUGAACAAAUCAGUAAGCUACUAAUAAGGAAGGCUUAUUUGCAUGUGAGUCUCCUCUCCUGUAGGUGAAAUGCAUUAUUUAUAUUUUGUAUAAGUGCCACCAAAGUAACAUCAAGGGAUUUAAAGUAAAUGCAAAAAUAUUUUAGUUUUUCUUUUUUUUAAUGAAUUGUAGCCAUCAUUAGUUACAUCACUAAAACUGAGCCAGUUUAGAGGCUGCUCUGUUGUAGGCCACAAUCUAGCAAUAAACCUGCUGCAUGAAUUAUAUAGUAUGUUUUUCUUUUUAAACACAAACUUGCAGGGCCACACUGAGAAGUGCACCUCAACAUAUUUUUAUCCUGUCAGCUCUUUGUAAGGCCAAACCUGUGAAAACCAUUAAAAUACU